This is a messenger RNA of Carlito syrichta (Philippine tarsier), 1176 nucleotides long. Its product is annotated as dynein heavy chain 8, axonemal-like. Lineage: Eukaryota; Metazoa; Chordata; Mammalia; Primates; Tarsiidae. The transcript is spliced from 6 exons. Bases 1 to 1176 code for a protein of 391 amino acids. Gene Ontology annotation, molecular function: minus-end-directed microtubule motor activity; dynein light intermediate chain binding; dynein intermediate chain binding. The record is from RefSeq and is a predicted model, not a curated record. Gene Ontology annotation, biological process: microtubule-based movement. Gene Ontology annotation, cellular component: dynein complex.
AUGGAUGAAGACACGGCCGCGGAAGAAGGCGGCCCACCUACUGCGGGAGAAGAGGCUCCUCCCUCUACGGAAGAGGCAGCCCACGCCCUCUCAGAAGAGUCCCCGCCCCCUCCGGGAGAAGAGUCCCCGCCCCCUCCUGGAGAAGGGGCCCCGCCCCUUUUAGAAGUGGAGGCUCAGGGGGAGGAAGCUUUCCCUCUUUCCGCAGAAGAUGCUCCUGCUUCCGUGGUUGAUUAUCGGAAUCUCAUUCCUUCUGAGGAAGGGAUAAUUCUUCCAGACGACGAUGAGCCGGAUCUGAAUAGAGCUCGAAGUAGACUUGCACCGCGGCCGAUUCCAUCGGUGAUUUCUGAAGUGUUUUCUUCUCAGUCUUCCCGCCGGGCGUCCAAAUUUCGCCGAAGUAUGAGUGGUAUUCCAAAUCUACAGGAGACGUUAAAAGAGAGACAGGCAAGAUUUAGAGAUGCAAGGGAAAGCCGAAAAAUGAAAAUUGACCCGUCAUACAAAUACGUAUUUGAAAUUAUAGCACAAACUCUUGGCUUGGACAUAGUCACUGUUGAAGAAUUAAUUUUGGAUUCACCAUCUCUGGAUGCAUUUGCUAAUUUUUUUGGAAAAGAUGGUUGUAAGACAUUGAAAAUUUUUUAUCAGGAAGGAGAUGUCCCUGGUGUUGAAUGCGGUCGAACUAUUCAUGGAGUAAUCAAAGGGGCAAAAAUGAUGAGAUUGUAUGUAGACAGUGCAGCCCCGGAGAAACUAAAAGGACUAUGUUUACUUUUUGUUCGUUGUCGUGAUGAUAUUGCUAUAAAUGUUAAAAGUGUUCAUGAGGAAGUGCUGUUUACUGUUCUGGAUGCAUCAAAAGGACUUUUAAAUGGGAUUAGGGACAUGUUGUCAAAUGUAUUUCUACCAGCUAUUCUUGCAACAAACAAUUGGGGUGCUUUAAACCAGUCAAAACAGGGAGAAUCUGAAAAACACAUUUUCACUGAAACUAUCAACAGAUACCUUUCAUUUUUAGAUGGUGCUAGAAUAAGUAUUGAGGGGACAGUGAAGUUAAAGACAAUAGACAAUAUUGAUUUUUCCAAACUACACACCUUUGAAGAAGUCACUGCUGCAGCCAGCAGUUCAGAAACUGUUUACCAGCUAGAGGAAGUACUGAUGAUAUGGUACAAACAGAUUGAACAGGUGAAUUGA